This is a messenger RNA of Pangasianodon hypophthalmus (striped catfish), 3011 nucleotides long. Its product is annotated as pleckstrin homology-like domain family B member 3. The transcript is spliced from 14 exons. NCBI's taxonomy places the organism in Eukaryota, Metazoa, Chordata, Actinopteri, Siluriformes, Pangasiidae. The coding region runs from base 289 to 2175 and encodes 628 amino acids. The record is from RefSeq and is a predicted model, not a curated record.
UGUGUGUGUGUGUGUGUGUGUGUGUGUGUGGGAUUAAACCCGGUCAGCGCUGACACUCCAGUGCGCUCGCGCUCUCACUGUCCUGUAAACCGAACGAAAGUAAACCCCGCGCGCGCGGUCUGUGAGUGAGUGUGACUGAGUGUCUGUGUGCGCGCGAGAUCGGAACCGGAGCGGCGGAACCGCACUGACCCUCGCGCGCACCGGAGCACCGAUAAAUGUUUAUUUUAAAGUUUCUCCUGGAUCAGGGCUGAUCUUAGUGAGGACCGCUGCUCCAGCUCAAGCGGAAGAAUGAACCGGAAGUGUGGAACAGACACAAUGGACACACAGAAGAGCCAAUGGGAGCAGAGCAGGACUCCGCCUAGGCUCACCCGGCGAGCUGAUGGCAGGAGCUCCGCCUCCUCGGGGGCGGAGUCAGACUCAGAGGGCAGCAGCACUGAAAGCGAGAGGAUGAGUACCGAUCUGCAUCCUGUCACCUGUCCGAGAACAAGGGGUGGAGCCGUUCUUCCUCCUCCUCAUCCUCAAUCUCUGACCAGACGAAAGGGCGUCGACUCCAAGGCUCUGAACACACAGCGGCGAAUCACGGAGCUCGAUCAGCAGAAGGAGGAGCUAAAGAUAGAGCUGCAGUUGGAGAUUGCGCUGUUAGAGGGUGAGCUGCAGACAGAGAGAGAGCGACUGCGCAAACACACGGCACAGCUGCAGACGCUGCAGGAGUCCAGACAGAAACCGACGCUCAGCAGCACACAGCAGGAGCGAGUAAAGCUGGAGAAGGAGAGGUUGAGGGUGGAGGAAAUGAAGAUGAAAUGGACGGAGAGAGAAGAACUCCUCACUCAGACAGACGGACAGAAAGACGCAGACACACUGCUGCAGAUACAACAGGAGAAAGACGCGCUGGACAGCGCAGUCAGAGCGUUUGAGGACUGGGAGUUUCGUGUCCUUGAGAUGGAAAGUGGCAUGGAGGAGGAGAAGAUGGAUGGAGAGACAGAGAGAGAAAUCAGCCGAGAACAACAUGCCAUCAACACAGCCCAGGAGCGUGUGAGACAGUUGGAGCAGCAGCUGAAGGAGAUGGAGAGAGAAAAGGAAAGAGAAAUGAGUUGCUUGAGAGAGGAGAAGAGAGAACUCCUGCAUCAAACACACCGGAUUUUGAAAGAGAACAAGUCUGUCACUGAUUGGUCCAACAUCACUGGCCCCGCCUCCAGCAUGUCAUCAUUGUCACCGGUGACCAACCACAAAGCAGCGCAGGACGCGUCGAGUUCAGCACGGAGACGGAGCUCACACCGAAAAGUCACCGAGCGGCCGAUGUCCGUGCAGGGACUGAUGAGGAAUCCUGACACUCCUCCUCUUCCUCAUGCCAGACACAGACUCAGUAACGGAAAUGCUAAUGCUAACGGAUUCCACACACCAACUAACAGCACCUGCAGCUCCCGCGCGGCCAGCCCAAGUCUGCGUCUGGUCGACCUUGUGGAGAUCGAGAGGAAACUACGGGAAGCUAAAGCAGAGAGAGAACGGCUGCUGAAGGAGAGGGAGGAAAGGAGACGUAUCGCUGUAGAAGACAGACAGAACGACGACCCAAACACACACACACACCUGAGCACACAACACACACACCUGAGCACACAACAACACACACACCUGAGCAUAUCUGAACACAUCUCACAGCCACACACAAACACACACACACAGCCACACACAAACACACACUCAGAGGAGGAGCCUAAAGAGAGCCACGCCCAGCACUCGCCUGAGCAUCACGGCGUCCCUCUGUUCCUAACGGUGAACUUUGACCUUCGGGCUCACGUGGAGAGUCUGGGUCACGGCGUUGCGGGGUGUCUGGGCGUUCGGCUGUUGCCACGGCGAUGUUGCGGUUUCCUGACGAAGCGAGGCGGCCGGGUGAAGACGUGGAGGAGGAGAUGGUUCCUCUUCGACAUGGACCAUCGCAGACUGGCGUAUUACACCGAUCAGGAUGAGAGGAAGCUGAAGGGUGUGAUCUACUUCCAGGCCAUAGAGGAAGUUUAUUAUGAUCAUCUGCGAACGGCGACUACGUCUCCUCGGCCGAGCCUGACGUUCUGCGUGAAGACGUACGAGCGGCUGUUUUUCCUCGUGGCUCCGAGUGCUGAGAGCAUGCGCAUCUGGAUGGACGUGAUUGUAACGGCAACAGACGAACACAGCCGCUACUGAGCACCAUCACACACACACACACACACACACACACACAGAGGAGGUGAUCAGUCCUCCCUAAUGAGGGCACAGACACACCGAGUUCACCCCGGAUUCACACUCGGCCCUUUCGCUCCGUCUGUGUGGAGAGACGCUGAAGAAGGGGACAUGUGGGAUUUGAUACACAUAGGAGUUUACACACACACACACACACACACACACGCUUACUCCCCUUUUUACCCUCAGAUCAAACUGACAUGAACGCUGUUUCUGUACGACUGUACGUUCACUCAUGGGGCGUAAGUGUGGAUUAGUGCCUCUCUGAUGGGCGUCAUGUCAGAGAUUUGGUCAUCCGCCCAACAGGAAGUGAAGCGUGGAGGAGGAUCUUGUUCUGGUGUGUUAAUCUCAAUCAGGUUUAUGGGAAUGUGUCAGUUAUAACAUGUUUAUAAGCAUAUGUUCAGUAUGCUAACUGCUAACUGAGGGUGUGUUAUUUAUCUCUUUCUGUGGGAAACCAGAUUAAUUAUGUUUUCUGUUCCUAACGAGUCCUCGGCCACUUCCCUCUGGCCCCAAGUCCAUAUUUUACAGGACAUUCAACUUUAAUGUUGCACUGUACACGUCAAGAGCACAAUUUACCCAGAAUGCAUUGCUGCAGUUUGUGACGCAGUUUCCUUUUGAUGGCGAGGAGGGCGUGGUGAGAACAGGAGUGAGAGCUGCUGCCAUCUAGUGGUCACUUUCAGGAACUGCUUGAAUGAAACACUACGUUUCACUCUGUCUUUUAUUUAUUUUCUACUUUCAGUUUAUUAUCAACAUUAAGUUGUAAAAUGUUUCACAGAAAAAUAAGAAAAUUAAAUAAUACA